Adineta steineri is the source of this 865-nucleotide messenger RNA. The record is from the annotation of a GenBank genome assembly. NCBI's taxonomy places the organism in Eukaryota, Metazoa, Rotifera, Eurotatoria, Adinetida, Adinetidae.
AUGAAUUCAUUUAUCCAACAUCAAUUUAUUCUCUUACGUCACGAAAUACUCGGUCAGCCAACACCUUCACAAUCACAAGCAGCUUCAAGAGCAGCUACAGCUGAUGUUGAUAACGAUCAAACGGACGUUACGGCAGAAACUACUUCUCGAGAGUUAGUCAAAAAGAUUCAGAAAAAGCCAAUCAAUUAUGUAGAUCGAUUAUUCCUUCACUAUACACAUGAAAAACGAUUUGAACCAUUUAAAAGAAACAUGCAGCGAGUCUAUCAGAACGUCUUCAAAAUACACCAGCUAUGGAUCUUCGAUUAAUUGUAGGUAAUCGUAAUCGUCGUGAUGCAAAAAUGAACUUAUACGAAAACGUCCAAAGCGAUCACUACUACAAUGCAAACAAAUACAAAAUAAAUACAAGAAAAUGUUAGGUAAAUUAUUAUCUUAAUAGGUAUCUAUGUUUGAAUGUAUUUUACUUCGAACGACGAAAACAAAACAAGAAAUCUGGUACUACUAAUGUUCAAACUAAUAAUACAUAAGAAAUAUUCACAAAAAACUUAUUAACUACUACGAACAAUAAUGAAUAAAAUAUAUCAUAAUCAAGCAAUGAUUUAAUUCAUUUUAUUUACUUGCAUGCUUUUCUCUAUUGGGUUUUAUAUACUAGCAUGAUUUUUGUUUGCAUUAUACUUCAGAUGAUAUAAUUCAUUUACAUUUUUUUUAAUUCAUUUUAAUGUUCUGAUACUAAAUAUUAAUUAUAUUAUUCGUCUUUUUCUAGAUAUAUCUUGUGCAGAUCAUAUACUCUACUAAUUAAUUUCUACAAGAACUGUCCCUGGGAACAGAUAUAUUGACCAAAUCAAACAUGUGUAACAGAAGAUCAUCU